Messenger RNA from Trichoderma reesei QM6a, 453 nucleotides. RefSeq lists its product as uncharacterized. Lineage: Eukaryota; Fungi; Ascomycota; Sordariomycetes; Hypocreales; Hypocreaceae. The coding region runs from base 1 to 453 and encodes 150 amino acids. The transcript has 2 exons. The record is from RefSeq and is a predicted model, not a curated record.
AUGACUUCCCAAGGAGAAACAAAGGGCAAUGAGGCCACUUGGUCGAAUAGCCUAUUCGAUUGCUGUAGCCCAGCCGGGCUUUGCUGCUUGACCUGCUUCCUGCCCUGCGUCACAUACGGAAAGGCCCAGCACCGAAUGGCGCACGGCAGCUUGGAUGGCUACUCAUGCUGCAACGCAUCUUGUAUUGUCUACGCGCUGCUCGUCCACUGCGGCCUGGGAUGCAUUCCCACCACGAUGCAACGAGGCGAGAUUCGCGAGAAACAUGGCCUCGAGGGCGGCUGCUUUGGCGACUUUUGCAAGUCCUGCUGGUGCACCUGCUGCACCCUGAUGCAGCACGAGAAGGAGCUGGAGCAGCGCCAGGCCCUUCUCCAGGGCUCAUCAGAAGCGUACAAGCCCAACGGCGGCAUGGUGUACUCGGACCAGACGCAACAGAAUAACCCGGGCUAUGCGUGA